GACAGGACCAGAGUUCCCAGCCGGCGUGAUGAAGACCCUCCGGGCAAGGUUCAAGAAGACAGAGCUCCGGCUCAGCUCUGCCGACCUCGGCUCCUGCCCGCCUUGUGGUCCGUGCCCUAUCCCGAAAUCCACAGCAAGAGGCAGGCGCCAGGGCCAAGACUGGGGCAAAAGUGAUCAGCGCCUGCUCCAGGCCGUGGAGAACAAUGAUGCAGCCAGAGUGGCCUCACUGAUUGCCCAUAAAGGGCUGGUGCCCACGAAAUUGGACCCCGAGGGCAAGUCUGCGUUCCACUUGGCUGCCAUGAGGGGUGCAUCGGGCUGUCUGGAAGUGAUGUUGGCUCAAGGCUCAGAUGUCAUGAGUACAGAUGGAGCAGGUUACAAUGCCCUUCACCUGGCAGCCAAGUAUGGGCACCCCGAGUGCCUGAAGCAACUCUUGGAGGCUUCCUGCGUGGUGGACAUUGAGGACAGCAGUGGGUGGACAGCCCUUCACCAUGCAGCGGCUGGCGGUUGUCUGUCCUGCUCACAGCUGCUCUGCUCUUUCAAGGCACACAUGAAUCCCCGGGAUCGGUCGGGUGCCACACCCCUCAUCAUAGCAGCCCAGAUGUGUCACACAGAUCUGUGCCGUCUCCUUCUACAGCAGGGGGCUGCAGCAAAUGACCAGGAUCUGCAAGGCAGGACAGCCUUGAUGCUGGCGUGUGAGGGGGGCAGUCCCAAGACUGUUGAAGUGCUCCUGCAGGGUGGAGCCCAGCCGGGCAUCACAGAUGUACUGGGCCAGAACGCCACCCACUACGGAGCCCUGACUGGGGACAAGCUCAUCUUGCAGCUUCUACAGCAGUCUGUGCAGCACCCUUCACCUCCCAGUGCCUCUCUAGAGGAAGACUCCGGAGAGGCCUCGUCUCAGAACUCUGUGUCCAGCCAUGAAAAACGAGGGGCCCCCAAGAAGCGGAAGGCACCCCAGCCUCCAGCCAGCACAUCCAUUCCCGAUGAUCAGGAAGCUUAUGAGGAGAUUAUGCGCCUGCGCCAAGAGAGAGGCCAUCUCCUGCAGAAGAUCAGGGGCCUGGAACAGCACAAGGAACAGAGGAGAAGGGAGCCCCUGGAAGCAGAGGCCAGCUCAGUCCACAGCCUGGAGAGGCAGGUGCAGGAGCUGCAGCAGUUGCUGGCGGAGAAGCAGGAGGAGAAGGAGAACCUGGGCCGGGAGGUGGAGAGUCUGCAGAGCCGCCUGUCCCUGCUGGAGAAUGAGAAAGAGAAUACCAGUUAUGAUGUGGCCACCCUGCAGGACGAGGAGGGGGACAUGUCUGACUUUCCAGGAGCUGAUGUGUUGUCAAAGCACCCUCGUCCACAGGCCGAGGGGCUGGUGGCUUCCCUGCAGGAGCAGGUGGCUCAGCUCACCAGGCAGAACCAGGAGCUGCUGGAGAAGGUCCAGAUUCUUGAGGAGUUUGAGAAGGACGAGGUGCAGAUGGCGGAAGACAGUCAGCCUGAGGUAGUCCCUCUGGUCUUGUAUGACCUCCUGCGUACAGAGCUUGAGCAGCUCCGGAGGCAGCACGCAGAGGCCAUGAACACACAGCAGCAGCAGCAGGAGGUGACCAGGGGUCAUGAGGGAGAAGAUAUAGCACAUAAGGAAAGGAAGGACAAGGGGACCUCCACCCAGAAUGGUCCCAGCGUCCCGGAGGUCAACGGCAUUACGUAUCCAGAAACCACAGCAAAUGGCACUAAACUCCAAACAGAAGGCUCCCUGGGUGUCAGGAACACAGAAGCCAGUUAUUCAGAAGCGGCACUCAAAGAGCCUGAGGCUGCAGGACCAGAGGCCAUGGGGAAGGAUGGAGUGGCAGCCGACGCCGUGGACACUAAAACCACUGUGCUUCAGGCCCUAGACAUGAAAGCUGUAGGUAACAAUGCUGAAAGUGAGCAGGUGGCGGCAGAAGCCACAGGAGGGAAAGAGAAUCUUGGAAUGAAGGCUGAUGGAGUGCAUGUGGUGCAGGAGGGGCUCACGGGUACAGGGAUUAGUAACAUGGAGGCCACAGGAGUGGGGGCCACAUUAGUAAAGGCCACGGAAUUGCGGGAUACUGGAGUUCAGGCCACAGGAGCAGAGGCCACGGCAGUGAAGACCACGGGAGUGCAGGUUACAGUGGCAGAGGUCAUAGGAGUGAAGGUCAUAGGAGUGCAGGCCAUGGAUACAGGCGCCAUUGGAGUCAAGGCCACUGCAGCAGAAGUCACCAGGGAGCAGGCCACUGUGACAGAGGAUGAGGGAGCCGAGGCUGCGGGAGCUCAGGCCACCAUCCUGGAAGCCAUGGGAGCAGAGGCCACUGGGGCACAGGCCACAGCUGCAGACACCACAGGAGAUCAGGCCAACUUGACAGAGGCCAACGGAGCUGAGGCAAUAGAACUCAAGGUCACGGAAGCCCGGACCACCCGCACCGAGGGCCCCUGCGCAGCGGUCCUGCACCCGGGGGCGGCGGCGGCGGCGCUGCAGGCCGAGCUGGAGACCCGGAUCCUCGGCCUGGAGGAGGCGCUGCGCAGACGUGAGCGGGAGGCCGCAGCUGAGUUGGAGGCCGCUAGGGGCCGGUUUGCGGAGGCUGAGGCAGAGGCCGAGGAGGCGGCACAGGGGCGGAGCCGCGAGCUGGAGGCGCUGAGGGAGCUGCUGGCCACGGCCACGGCCACAGGCGAGCACGCACGCGCGGAGGCCACUGAGCUGCGCCAAGCGCUUUCGGACUCGGAGGCUCGGGUCGCAGAACUCAGCUCCGCCCACGCCGCCGCCCGAGAGGAACUGGAGCGCAUGCGCGGGACUUCGGUGCCUGCAGACGAGCACGAGCAGGCUCUGGGCGCGCUGCGCCACCAGGUGACCCAGCUGCAGACGCAGCUGGCGGAGCUGGCGCGCAGGCACGAGAGAACGAGCGCGGAGGUCUUUCAGGUGCAGCGUGAGGCAUUGUUUAUGAAGAGCGAGAGGCACGCGGCCGAGGCCCAGCUGGCCACGGCUGAGCAGCAGCUCCGGGGUCUUCGUACAGAGGCCGAGAGGGCACGUCAGGCCCAGAGCCGUGCCCAGGAGGCCCUGGACAAGGCCAAGGAGAAAGACAAGAAGAUCACAGAACUAUCCAAAGAAGUCUUCACACUGAAAGAGUCUCUGAAGGCGCAGCAGGCAGCCCCUGCCAGCUCCAAGGAGGAGGAGGCCCUUCGAGGCCAGGUGAUAGCCUUGCAGCAGCGGAUGGAGGAGGCGGCCCAGGAGCAUGGUGCUGUGGUGGCUUUAUACCGCUCUCAUCUGCUGUGUGCCAUUCAGGGACAGAUGGAUGAGGACGUCCAGUGCAUUCUCAGCCAGAUCCUGCAGAUGCAGCGGCUGCAGGCUCAGGGCCACUGAGGACACAGCUCUGCUGUUCAGCCUCCACCCUACACCUCUGCAAGCUGAAGUCACAGAGACCACCUUCCCCUCCCCCAGGGUGAUGAACAGGACUCAUCACACACUGGGAGGCUGGCCUGGAACCUUACCAAUGGCUCCCAGCUGACCCAUCACACAUGGCUCCCAGCACUCCCAAUAUG
Molecule: messenger RNA, 3525 nt
Organism: Phodopus roborovskii (desert hamster)
Lineage: Eukaryota; Metazoa; Chordata; Mammalia; Rodentia; Cricetidae
Gene: Ankrd24
Product: ankyrin repeat domain 24
Exons: 21
Coding region: 29-3346 (1105 amino acids)
Molecular function (GO): actin binding
Source: RefSeq, a predicted model, not a curated record